Molecule: messenger RNA, 1855 nt
Organism: Poeciliopsis prolifica (blackstripe livebearer)
Lineage: Eukaryota; Metazoa; Chordata; Actinopteri; Cyprinodontiformes; Poeciliidae
Gene: atoh1a
Product: atonal bHLH transcription factor 1a
Exons: 2
Coding region: 145-1215 (356 amino acids)
Molecular function (GO): protein dimerization activity
Source: RefSeq, a predicted model, not a curated record
CACCAGAGAAGGAGUCCCGCACGCGACCCGAACGCCUCUUACACACACACAAACACACAAACUGUGAGCAAUUGUGAAUUCCAAGGAACAUUUCCUAAUACAGUUAUAGGGGGUAUAAAAACGUGUUCUCGUUAUUUUGGAGAUAUGGAUGUGUUAACGGUGGAAGAGUGGAGUAAAGGCCCGCGGGAGGUUGCAGCUCUGGGCGCGCGGCAACAGGAACGCGUCAGCGCCGGGGUGGCGGAGAGGGGAGGGACGCAUCAACUCGAGGUGUCCCGCUACGACCCGGGACAUACGCUCGUGGACGGCGGCAGUGAUCCACGCGCCUGGCUAACCGACGCUGCUGGCACCUGCGCGGCACACGCCACACCACCCGACUACCUGCGACACUCGCCCUGUCCGAGCACCGGCUCCUACCAGGAGAGUUGUUCCCCCGGGUCCUCGGGCCAUCCCAGCCCUCCCAUUCACAGAAGAUCUGCCAAGAGUCCCUCCUCUUCCUCGCUCAAAGUCAGGGACCUGUGCCGCCUCAAAGGCACCAUCACGGGCCCCGAUGAAGAGGCCCCCCUUAGGCAGAGAGCGCAGUCCAGCAAGCCCGUCAGCGGCGUCCAGCGGCAGAGGCGGGUGGCCGCCAAUGCACGUGAGAGGAGGCGCAUGCACGGGCUGAACCACGCGUUCGACGAACUGCGCAGCGUCAUCCCUGCCUUCGACAAUGAUAAGAAACUCUCCAAGUACGAAACUCUGCAGAUGGCGCAGAUUUACAUCAACGCGCUGGCCGAGUUGCUACAGGGUCCGGUGUCCAGCAGCAACGAAAACUCCGACGGUUCGCCAAAGCGUGACAUUUUGCUGUCAGCCGCAGAUGGCUUCGAAGGGGCAAAAGAAAGGGCUGCCCAGUCGCCGUCACUUACCUGCAGGACAGCGGUGGCUCUGCCCCUCUCUGGUGAUGCCAUACCCGUUCACAUCAACGGGAUGCCAUUCCGCUCCUCAUUCCAAGAGAACUCGUUCACCGGCAGAGUUGACGAAGCGAUGUGUUCCCCUUCUUCCUCGCCCUCACUUGUCGGGAACGAGAGGAAAGAGUCCCCGCGAAGCGACGGGGAGUUUUCCCCGCGCUCCCACUUCAGUGACUCGGAUGAAAUGGCAAUGGAGCUCCAGUCAAGUGAAGAAGAUGAUCUGUCGGAAAUCAAGCUGCCCAGCCACCGUCAUCCCACAGUGUCAUUCUAAAUAGUUUUUGAAUAAUGAUUAAAAAAAAGACUAAAUAAAAGUAGUUCACUGCAACAGAAUUGACCAAAUUCACUAAACCGUGUCAAUCCUACAGCCUUGUAACUUCAGAAGGAAAAUAUUUCUCCUUUGUUUUUCAUUUCGCAAUGAAACACAUUUUCUGUUUCUGUAAUAACUGUUGUUAGAAAGGCCUGAUUCGGUUCUGCCAACACACACACACACACUCCCACACACACGUUAUAUUUCAUAUUUCCUUAAAGACGUGGGUGGACGACCCCUCUGCCAUGUCGCGCUCAGCACCGCCAUGGGCAUUUCCCACGUCCAUCUGACCAAAACUCUGUCUUCCACAAGGCUUUAUUGACUGUUUGUUUCGUUCGUUUUGCUUACGUGAGAUUUAUAUGUAGAAAUUAUUUGAAAUUGUUCUUGAUUUUUCUUUGUUGUGUUUUUCAUUUGAAAAUUCGUUUGUAUUAUGUAUUUUAAUUUUUGCAACUUCUAAAGUUUAGAACAUGCACUUUAAAUAUUCGGGCCAGAGGCUCAAGAGUCGUCAGUACAGCGAUGUUUUGGUUUCCCUAAACUUCACAGAAUACAGUUUGUGCUUUGUUAGCUAGUGUAGUACUGCCAACCUCCCACAGAUGUAACCCAA